This is a messenger RNA of Hirundo rustica (Barn swallow), 5937 nucleotides long. RefSeq names its product SV2 related protein (gene SVOP). The record is from RefSeq and is a predicted model, not a curated record. Gene Ontology annotation, biological process: transmembrane transport. The transcript is spliced from 16 exons. NCBI's taxonomy places the organism in Eukaryota, Metazoa, Chordata, Aves, Passeriformes, Hirundinidae. Gene Ontology annotation, molecular function: transmembrane transporter activity. Gene Ontology annotation, cellular component: membrane. Bases 716 to 2344 code for a protein of 542 amino acids.
GGUUACAGGCCGGUCCCGGUGUGGCGGGCGCUGCCCGCCCCUCACAGCCCGCCCGUGGUGUCGCCGCCCCGCGGCUCAGGGCUCCGGGAGAGCGGUGCGAUAUUGCGGCCCCGCCCGCUCCAGGGCCGGUUUAGUUGGGAUACUGAGGGCAAAUCCUCCCCGAAAGGUUGUCCAGCCCUGGCACCGCUGUCCGGGGCAGCGGCAGGUCCCGUCCCGGUGGAUGUGACGCUCGGGACACGGCCCGUGGUGGCCUCGGCGGUGCCGGGAGCGCCCGGGCUCGGGGGAUUCUCCCGGCUCAGCCCGAUCCAAGCCCGCUCGGGGCAAUGGGGGAACCGCGGCUGAGCCGGGCCCCGCUGAGCCGAGCUCAGCCAAACCCUCCGAGCCGUGCUGAGCUGAGCCCAGCCGAGCCAAACCCCGCUGAGCUGAACUAAACCAGGCCCAGCCAUGGCCAGUCCGGCUGAAGUGAUGCGAGCCGAGCUGUGCUGAGCUGAGCCCAACCCAGCCCAGCUGAGCCGUGCCAUGCCGAGCUGAGCUGUGCCAAGGCAGCCGAGCCGAGCUGUGCCAGGCUGAGCCCCGCCGAGCCGAGCGGGUGCGGGCGGGCCGGCGGUUCCUGCGGAGCUGUCCAGCUUUUCCAGCCUCUCCAGCCCUUCCAGCCGCUCCAUCCCGCAUCCCGAGCCCGCCAUGCGGGAGCGAUGAGCGCAGCCGCCGCCCGGCCAUGGAGGAGGAUUUGUUCCAGCUGAAGCAGCUGCCGGUGGUGAAGUUCCGCCGCACGGGGGAGAGCUCGAGGUCGGACGAGGAUGGGAUUUCGGGAGAGCACGAGGUGCAGAUCGAGGGGGUGAGGACGGAGCUGGAGCCCGUGGAGCUGGAGGAUGGAGCCGCAGUGCCCAAGGAAUUCGCCAACCCCACGGACGAUACUUUCAUGGUGGAAGAUGCGGUGGAAGCCAUUGGAUUUGGGAAGUUCCAGUGGAAGCUCUCUGUCAUUACUGGAUUGGCCUGGAUGGCAGAUGCCAUGGAAAUGAUGAUUUUAAGCAUCCUUGCUCCUCAGCUGCACUGUGAGUGGCGCUUGCCCAGCUGGAAGGUUGCAUUGCUCACCUCGGUGGUGUUUGUGGGAAUGAUGUCCAGCUCCACGCUCUGGGGAAACAUUUCAGACCAGUAUGGCAGGAAAACAGGCCUAAAGAUCAGCGUGUUGUGGACACUCUACUAUGGGAUCCUCAGUGGAUUUGCUCCCAUUUACAGCUGGAUCCUGGUGCUGAGGGGCCUGGUGGGCUUUGGGAUUGGAGGAGUGCCUCAGUCGGUAACUUUAUACGCUGAGUUCCUUCCGAUGAAAGCCAGAGCAAAAUGCAUUUUAUUGAUAGAGGUGUUCUGGGCCCUUGGGACUGUGUUUGAAGUGCUCCUGGCAGUGGUGGUGAUGCCCACGCUCGGCUGGCGCUGGCUCCUCAUCCUCUCUGCCCUCCCUCUCCUGCUCUUUGCUGGCCUGUGUUUUUGGCUGCCAGAAAGUGCCAGGUACGAUGUGUUGUCUGGGAACCAGGAGAAAGCUCUGGCCACUUUGAAGAGGAUUGCCACGGAAAAUGGAGCUCCCAUGCCCUUGGGAAAACUGGUGGUUUCCAGGCAGGAGGACCGAGGCAAAAUGAGGGAUCUCUUCACCCCCCAUUUCCGCUGGACCACGUUGCUGCUCUGGUUUAUUUGGUUUUCCAACGCUUUUUCAUAUUAUGGGUUGGUUCUAUUAACUACAGAGCUCUUCCAAGCAGGAGAUGUUUGCAGCAUAUCCAGCAGAAGGCAGGAGGUAAAAGCCAAGUGCAGCCUGACCUGUGAGUACCUGACAGAAGAGGAUUACACCGACCUGCUCUGGACAACCCUGUCAGAAUUCCCUGGUGUGUUGGUGACCCUGUGGAUCAUCGACCGCAUCGGCCGCAAGAAAACCAUGGCCCUGUCCUUCCUUGUCUUCUCCUUUUGCAGCCUCCUGCUCUUUCUCUGCGUUGGAAGAAAUGUGCUGACUGUGCUGCUCUUCAUUGCGAGAGCUUUUAUUUCGGGAGGAUUUCAGGCUGCCUAUGUUUACACUCCUGAGGUUUAUCCCACAGCCACACGUGCUUUGGGCCUGGGAACGUGCAGUGGAAUGGCCAGAGUGGGAGCCCUCAUCACCCCGUUCAUUGCACAGGUGAUGUUGGAAUCUUCAGUCUAUCUGACUGUGCUGGUUUACAGUGGCUGCUGCCUGCUGGCUGCCCUGGCCUCCUGCUUCCUGCCCAUCGAGACCAAGGGCCGUGGCCUCCAGGAGUCCAGCCACAAGGAAUGGGGCCAGGAGAUGGUGGGCAGAGCAUCUCAUUCCCCAGCGGAAUCGCAGGAAUGAUGGGACAUGGAAACCUGCUGGAAGAACGAAGGAUAGGGAGCAGGAUGCCUCACAAAACCUCCGAGCCUGAAGCAUGGAAAGCUGACCACCAUCACUGCCAACGUCACGUGUCGAACUGCAGGAGUCUGGGGUUGAACCUCAGCAAAUUGUGUUUCUGCUGCUCUUUGCUCACACUCAUAAAAACUUUCUGGAUGGAGAGGCCUUUGAUCCAGAUAUCCUUGGAAGUUUAGCAGGAGGUGUUUCUCUUCAGUCUGUCGUGCUUGCAUGGUCAGCUCUUCAGCUUAAAGUGUCCCGUGCCAAGCAAAUGCCAAGUGACUGCAUAAGCUGUCGUUAAAACACUGAGCUCUUGAUGCCCAAAACCAAGAAGUUCAUCUUCAAUGUGGCCCUGGCCUGGCACAGGGUGGAUUCCACCCCCUACACUAUGGAUUAAAUGCCUGCCUUGCACUUUUAGCCAUCAAAACCACCACCAAAACGUGGUUCCGGCAAACCAACCCGGGCUUUGCCGUUGGGUUCUGUUCCUGGAGAGUGGUUUGCUUGGAAACUCCUUCCUGACUGUUUCUCCCAUCCCAGGUGGGUAGUUGGAGCAGGGAGGGUGGUGUGUGCUGCAGAGCUGGCACCUUGUAGCAGAAAUGUAAAUCACAAAGUCACUGAGGUUGGAAAAGACCUCCAAGCUCAUCAAGUCCAAUGUGUAAAUCCUCACGUUUUGGAGCAGAAUUGGACUUCAUUGCCAAGGACCUUGAGCCCUCUGUCUGUUGCUUUGGAGUGGGGAGGUUCUCUCUCCUGGGGCUCUCUGUGUGGAUCCAGGUGUCCCUGCUCUGUUUCCUGGGCACAUCCUCACGGUGGAGAAGCCCCAAGAGGAGUCGAGAGCGCUGCUGUUGGGAUGGAGCCACUCCCUGGCAGCUGGGCAGGACCUUUCCUGCUGAUUGUGCGUUGACUGGUGACAAAGGAAUGUAGCUGGAAUAAAUGAACAAAACCAUGGGAAGAGCCCACCUGCUGUGACCUUGGAUGAGGGAAGUCCCUCCUUCAGGUGUGGCUCCUCGAGGGAUGAUCCUGCUCUUGUCAGGGAAUGUAACAGAGCUCAGGUGAGGACAGGCUCAAGGUCUGGUUUGUCACAGACCUGUCCCUGGGCACAGCUCAGGUGGCAGAGGCUGUGGGAAUGUGUAAGGAUCUGAGAUGGGCCUCCUCCAGGUCUCAGUGGAUUUUCAGGAUUCCAGACCUUGGGACACACAACCAAAAGUGGGUGAGAUGGACUUGGUGAGGCUGUGGAGGCAGUGGGGAUUUAUGGUCUGUCUGAGCAGGUGUCUCACCUGAACACAGGUAAAUGCGCAGCACAUUUUCACAGCUGGACAUAUGAAGUGUUCUGGGAAGCAGGUCCCAUUCCUGGGGUCAGGAAUAGGUGUCCAAGUCCAUGUUUGGUGCAGAACAAGUGGGCACUGUGGGGCACGGCUGUCACUGAGGGUCACAGCUUGGGGGUCACUGCCACGCUCCAGCACGUGCCAGGCUGCUCCUUUGGAGACUGAGGGGGAAACAGGAGUGGAUAAUUCCUUAAAGAAAGCCAGGAAACUCAGGCUGGUGGAAAAGGCCAAGGAGGUUGUUGCAAUUGUGUGAGGGGGGCUGUUCGGCUCAGGCACUGAGUGUCCGUCCAGUCCCACUGGAGGAUGGUGACUCAGUGAGGGAUUCCAGGAACGGUUGGUGGAAAAUAUGGUUUUUCCCAGCAAGAUGGAAAUGAAUUCAGCCCCCAAGGGAUCCCUGGGAUCCCUGGGCUCAGCUGUGAUGGCACAGAACCCUCUGUCCAUUCCAGCUGGGUUGGUUCCCUUUGUGUCCCCUGUCCCUGUGUCUCAUGCUCCACCAGGAUCAAGCUCCAGCUGAUCCCAGUAAACAGACAAGGCUCUCGUGGCACUGACAGCGACCACAGCUCAUUUGUUCACCUCCUUCUGCCAGGCCCCUGUGUGCCUGGGGCAGCCUGGAGCAGAGACAAGGGGCCUUGUUCCAUAGAAUACCAGAAUUCCAAAGUGAUUUGGGUUGGGAGGGACCUUAAAGCUCAUCCAGUCCCAGCCCUGCCAUGGUCUACUUUCCACUGGACCAGGUGGCUCCAAGCCCCAUCCAAACCUGACCUUGAGCACUUCCAGGGCUGGGGAGCCUCUCUGCUUCCACUUGGGCUGGUCUCUGUUGUGCUGGAUAUGGGACACAGCAGUGAGGAAGCAGAUCCUGGAUGGGUUCAAUCAGAUAUGACCCCGUGUGUGAGCUGGAGAACCUGCUGGGCUGGGAUUUGCUGGAGCUGGGAUCUACUGGAGCUGGGUUUGUCCUUGCACAGUCGGGCUGUUCACCCCUCAGUGCCAGCUCUGACAUUCCAUCCUCUUCCUCCUGCUGAUCCAGUCCCCCAGGUGCUUCCUUGGGCUUGCCAUGAGCUGUGUUUGCAUCCCAAAACUCUGGAACUGAGCCUGGGUAGAGGUGACAGAGAAUCCAAAGUGCAGGACAGGCCUGGCCUCCAUGGCCCAGUUUGUUACUCAAUGCCUUGAGUUAAAAUUCUGCUUUCCCAGGGUUAAUGUUCACAUCUCACUUCAUUUUUUUAGGUGAAUAUUCAGCAGAUUUAAAGACUUGCAUUCAACGGCCUGUAGAGAGUUUUUAGGUGAAGCUUAUCUGUUCAUGCACGCCUGGAUCCUACAGAUAAGCUACUUCCCAGGUAAAGAUUUCUAGGGAAUGCAACAUUUUCCACGCUGUUGAAUAGAUCAGUUUUAACCUGUGACAUUUACAGUGUUAACCAAAACACGGAAGGCGUUUUUUGCUUUUCACUUUUUAAUAAUUCUGCACUAAAAAAAAAAAAAAAAAUCUAUUUAAUGAUACAAAUACCGAGAUUGGUGUUGCUGGGUCUUUGAUUUUGUUCAAGCUUGAUCCAAAGCUCACUGAAAUCUGGGAAGAUUUCCUUUGGAUAUCGAUGGGCUUUGGAUCAGCUGGAUGAAAGGGAGAGGUAGGAGCCCACCACAGCUGAUCCCACCUGGCUGAAUCCAGCAGGAGAAACAGAGCUGGAAUUCAGGAUUUGCAGGAAUUUGCAUAUAAUUAAUAAGAGAAGACCAUUUUAGCUUGUUCACUCAGAACACUGGGGCUGACACACACCGGUUAUAGGUCACCACCAAUAGAUUUUAUCAGUAGGGCAGCACCUUUGAGGUACAAAACAAACUUCCAAAGAAUCCUUUUCCCCACACUGAGGAAUUUUCACUGCUAAAGGAAUUACUGCGACUGCUUCGUUUCAAACCAGGAAGUGAGAUCCUUUAGAAUUUCAAACAGAAUUUUGGGAUUCAGUUUUGCCAAGUGUCUGAGAUAUCAACAUGCCAAGCUGGCGUGGGAAUGUAAUUCCCCAAGUGUGCUUGGAUGGAAUGAUUUGUUAUUCCCAAAUACAUGGCAGAAGAGCAGAGAAUGUUUCCGUGUCUGAAUGUACAGUUUCUAAGCUGGAUUUACAUUUUAAUGUCGAAAAAUUUUGGUGUAUCUCAAGCUUGUUGUAAAAUACUCCUCUGGUUCCUGUUCCCAACACAGCAUUGGAGAGCUGAAGUCCACAUUAGAUAUUUUAUGUUAAACAAAUAAAUAGUUUUUUCAGG